This is a messenger RNA of Paralichthys olivaceus (Japanese flounder), 2228 nucleotides long. NCBI's taxonomy places the organism in Eukaryota, Metazoa, Chordata, Actinopteri, Pleuronectiformes, Paralichthyidae. The record is from RefSeq and is a predicted model, not a curated record.
UGCAAAUAACACCCAUGCCUGGCAAUCCCAGUCACUACGGUUUGCACCCUAUCGGCCUCAAGACAUCGCCCUCAAACCUCUGCUGUUCGAGGUGCCCAGCAUCACCAUGGACUCCGUCUUCACGGGCCGCGAGUGGCUCUUCCAGGAGAUCGACGCCCACCUCAACAGCCCCAACGCCACCACCAACCGUGGCGUGGUGGUAGUCGGUAACAUCGGCUUCGGAAAGACUGCGAUCAUGUCCCGCCUGGUGGCGCUCAGCUGCCACGGCACCCGCAUGAGACAGAUCGCCUCCGACAGCCCGCAGGCCUCACCCAAACAUGGAGAGGGGCUCCCUCUCACCCAGCCUCAGCCCACGCACGGCACCCUGGGAGGAGGCAGCUGUCCAGGGACCCCUGAGAUGAGGCGACGUCAGGAAGAAGGCAUGAGGAGGCUGGCGUCUCAGGUGGUGGCGUAUCACUACUGCCAGGCGGAUAACGCCUAUACCUGCUUGGUGCCGGAGUUUGUGCACAAUGUGGCGGCUCUGCUUUGUCGCUCGCCGCACCUCGUCGCCUACAGGGAGCAGCUGCUGAGGGAGCCGCACCUCCAGAGCAUCCUGAGCCUGCGCUCCUGCGUCCAGGACCCGCUGGCUUCCUUCAGGAGGGGGGUCCUCGAGCCCCUGGACGUACUUUACAAAGAGAGGAAGAUCAGCUCGGAGGAGGACCUCAUCAUCCUCAUCGACGGUUUGAACGAGGCGGAGUUCCACAAACCGGACUACGGAGACACCAUCGUGUCAUUCCUCACCAAAACUAUCAACAAGUUCCCUCCCUGGCUAAAGCUGGUGGUCACAGUCAGAACCACGUUACAGGAGAUCACCAACGCGCUGCCGUUCCACCGCAUCUCUCUGGACGGCCUGGAGGAAAACGAUGCCAUCGACCAGGACCUGCAGGGCUACAUCCUGCACCGCAUCCACAGCAGCCCAGAGAUCCAGAACAACAUCUCGCUCAACGGCAAGAUGGACAACACCACGUUCGGCAAGCUCAGCGCCCACCUCAAGGCUCUGAGUCAGGGCUCCUAUCUGUACCUCAAGCUCACCUUUGACCUCAUCGAGAAGGGCUACCUGGUUCUGAAAAGCUCCAGCUAUAAGGUGGUUCCAGUCAACCUGGCCGAGGUGUACCUGCUGCAGUGCAACAUGCGCUUCCCCACGCAGUCGUCGUUCGAGCGGGCGCUUCCUCUGCUCAACGUGGCCGUGGCCUCGCUGCAUCCGCUGAACGAUGAGCAGAUAUACCAGGCCAUCAACGCCGGCUCGCUGCAGGGCAUGCUGGACUGGGAGGAUUUCCAGCAACGUGUGGACAACCUGUCUGUCUUCCUGGUGAAGAGGAGGGACGGCACCAGGAUGUUCGUUCACCCAUCCUUCAGGGAGUGGUUGAUCUGGAGAGAAGAAGGAGAAAAGACAAAGUUCCUGUGUGAUCCAAGGAGCGGUCACACCCUUCUGGCCUUCUGGUUUUCUCGGCAGGAGAACAAGCUGAAUAGACAGCAGACUAUUGAACAGGGCCAUCACAUCCUCAAAGCACAUAUCUUCAAGGGUCUCAGCAAGAAAGUUGGGGUUUCCUCAUCUAUCUUGCAAGGCCUGUGGGUAUCCUACAGCUCCGAGGGCCUUUCAGCUGCACUUUCUUCACUCCGAAACCUCUACACCCCCAACAUCAAGGUGAGCCGGUUACUGAUGAUGGGCGGUGGCAAUGUGAACUAUCGUACGGAGGUGCUGAACAACGCCCCCGUCCUGUGUGUCCACUCCCACCUGGGGUACAUGGACAUGGUGGCUCUGCUGCUCGAGUUCGGCGCCUCUGUCGACGCCACGUCUGAAAGUGGUCUGACGCCGCUGGGCUACGCCGCCGCCGGGGGACACAUGUCCAUCGUGACUGCUCUUUGCCGCAGGAGAGCAAAGGUAGACCACUUGGAUAAGAACGGCCAGUGCGCCCUGGUUCAUGCGGCGCUGAGGGGCCACAUGGAGGUGGUGAAGUUCCUCAUCCAGAGCGACUGGAGCAUGGGGCCGCAACAGCAACAACAGUCACCACAGACACAACAACAGGCGGCGUUGACCAAGAGCCACGCGGUGCAGCAGGCGCUCAUCGCUGCAGCCAGCAUGGGAUACACAGAGAUCGUGUCCUACCUGCUGGACCUGCCAGAGAAAGACGAAGAGGAGGUGGAGCGGGCUCAGAUCAAUAACUUCGACACCCUGUGGGGGGAGACAG